Molecule: messenger RNA, 4424 nt
Organism: Clarias gariepinus (North African catfish)
Lineage: Eukaryota; Metazoa; Chordata; Actinopteri; Siluriformes; Clariidae
Gene: prr36a
Product: proline rich 36a
Exons: 5
Coding region: 338-3829 (1163 amino acids)
Source: RefSeq, a predicted model, not a curated record
UGUGGUCGAAUCCUGGUGUGUUUGUAUGUUUGUUGUUCAGAUUCGUAGAAAUUAAAAGAGAAGAAAAAUGUUGAGGCUUUAAAUCCGUCCUUUGUUUGCUCCACUGCACCCUGCGUGUCUGACUAGAGCGCGCGCGCGCUACGCAACGAUAACGCGUUUGUAAAUGUCGCGCUGUCCGCGUGCGCUCCUUUGAGGUUUAAUCAGGAGGAGAAUUUCGGCCUACGGAAACAAAAGUUGCCCAUCAAACAGCUGAUCCUGGGUUAAGUGUGUACAGCACUGAAUCCAGACUGACAACUGGAGCCUACCAAAAAAAAUAAAAAAUCAGGCAGAGGCUGAGAUGAAACCUGAUGGGGUUGCUGCAACUCCGGCUGAGCCAGUAGAUGAUGUGGUGGAGCCUGUUCCUGAAGCAGAUGUCAAUGAGGAGCAGGUCCAACAAGACUCAAAUCCAUCAUCUCCACAGCCUGAGCAGCCAGAAAAUGAAUUUGUGCAAGAAGGAGCAAACUCAACAGUGCCUCCUGCUGCAAAAGAGGUUGAUGGGAAAUGUUCAAAACGUAAGGACACAAAUAAAGCUCCAGUAAAAACCAUGCCUGGUACAGCAGGCGCUAAAGCAACAAUGGCAACGGGUGCUGCAUCUCGCCCUGCUACUGCUCAAAGCCGAGUGGCCAACGGUGUUAUGAAGACAGCCUCAAAUGGUGCAAGCAAGAAACCUGCGGGUAUGGGCUCUGAGGUGAAGAAAAGUGUCCCUGUUGGAGCAUCUGCUCAAGUAAAGAAAGUGCCUGCUGUUGCAACUGCAGCUCCAAGGACACAGGUGAAGCCGGCCGAAAGAAAGCCUGUUGCGUCUGCAAGGCCAGAACCCUCCACAAGUAGUGGGAUGAGGAAAACAUCAGCAGCAAGCUCAUCAACUCUGAGCAAAAAGCCAGGCACAGGGGACAGCAAUGCUGCGUUCAAACCCAAGACCACAGCACCAAGGCCUACUACUGCACCAAGGCCUACUACUGCACCAAGGCCUACUACUGCACCAAGGCCUACUACUGCACCUGCAGCAAAAGCUAGUGUUUCAGGAACCUUUAAAGCUGCACCUCUUCCCAAGACAACCAGGCCUACUGUAGCAACUACUCGUCCUUCUACUUCCUUGGCGGCAGUUAGACCAACUACUACUGCUAGUAAAUCUACAUCUUUAAGAACUGUCUCUGCUCCCUCUGCUGUUGAAUCAGCAUCAUCACAGCCUUCCAAGGCCUCCACUACUGUAGCAGCUAAAAAAGAUAUUAAAACCACUACCAGUGCAACAGCCAGAAAACCGGUAGCCUCUUCCACAACACGCUCUACAGCUACAAAGGCCUCCAAACCUGAAGCCCCCAAACUGGGUCCAGCUGCCAAACGUUUACCUAAGGACACUAAAACCUCUCAUCUAAAAAUGGAUGAAACUAAACAAGUACCAACUCGGAAGGUCCCUCCAAGUCCCCGAAACAUUUCCGCACGCCCUGCUUCAAGCAAAAUGCCUGCAGAACUCAGUAACCACAAGCAGGGAGUAGGUAGUAACCUAAUCUCUGCAAAGCGUCCAACAGCCAAACCAUCGCAGUCUGUUUUGCCAUUAGUCAUCAAAGGUAAGCCUUUGGAUCAACAAUCAUCAGAGCUUCAGGAACCUGCUGCAAUUUUGGAAACAUCUGCCUCUGUAACAACUGUAGCCAUAGCACCUGUAGAGUCUAUGGUAGAAGCACAAAGUCCUUCAGUUGAGCUAGCACAGUCUGAUCAACAAACCAAUGCACUUAUGGAUGGUCUGGGAGAAGGGGUACCUGUCUCAGAGUCUGCAAACAUGGAAACUGUGUUACCCAAAGUGACCAUGGAUGCUGCGCCAUUAGAUAUCCAGUCUGUACCCGAAUUUGUAAUGUCGAAUCCUUCAACUAUUGUGCCAGAGCCUGAAAAAGUUUAUGACCAUGUUUUAGUUGUAGCACCAAUGGCACAAGAAAUGACUGAGCAAGAACCUGUAACUGCUUCACCGUGUGAGGUCCCAGUUAUUGCCCAAAUUUCCCCUAAGGACUUGGAAGUUGUGGAGAAGCAAGAGCAAAUCAUUUGCAAUUUUGAAGAGGAGGAGGAGAGGGAGGGCAGUCAGCAGGUCUCUGUGUCUGAAAUGAGUGGUACACAGCCUACUGAAGAAUCCAGGCCUGGCUCAGCUGGAAUGGCUGGCUCGUUAUGGCGAGCAGGAGGCCUACCCUCAGAAUUUGACUCUGAGGAUGUAAGCUGCAGCCAGCAGGGGGCCUCAGAGCUUAGUGCUCCUGGUGUUUUAGAGGGCACUGAAAGUAUGGAUGAUCUAGGUGAGGCUAGCCUGAAAGGUGCUGACGGUGAAGGUGCAUCAGCAGGAUCUCCGGACUUUGAGAAGUUCCCUGAUAUUCCGGUCAAUGAAGAAGAUGAUGACGAUGACUAUGAUGAUCGUGUUGAUGAUAUGGAAGUAGAAUCAGAAAUGACCGAUGAACCACACAGGCAAUGCAAUGACAAUGAAGAGGAAGAUGAAGACGUGGAGAUGGCGAGUGAGGGUGUUACGGAGAGCGGUCUUGAAAGUUAUGGAAAUGCAGAUGAAGAUGACUUUGCAGAAGACUACAAGUUGGACAACCUGAACCGUAUGCAACCUUCAUCAAUUCUCCCUACCAACAUUUCUGCAGGAAAUCCAUUUGCUGAUGCCUGGAUGCAGCCCCUACAACCAGAUCCUACCCUUGUACCCACUCCUUCUACUCCUUGGCAAACAUACUCCGAAUUCCCUAACCAAGCAGCUGUUCAAGCUUGUCUGGAUAUUGGAAGUGCCCAAACAGAUCUGUUGUCCUCUCAGUCACCACCUGUUAUGGAUACUGUUUCAAGCUCACCUCAGCCUUCUUUAGAGCAUGCUGCAGAAAUGGAUAUGGGCCUCAAACAAGGCUUGGAAUCCCAUUCCCAACAAAUUUCUCAGUCAGAUUCUCUGCUUGGCCCAGAAUUAACCAUCAAUACUUGUAGUGACUCAAGCACACCUGAGGAGCCAAAAGAUUGCAGUACAAGCCCUGGACCUGAGAACCAAAAACAGGCAUCGCCAGUUAAACCAAUUUCUGUUGCUUUGCCGGACAUCGUACCAGAUCAAUGUAUACAUAGAUCUGACCAUGAGGCUGAACCUGAAACUCUACCUGGAGAUAUGUUGGCUGGUCUGUCAACCGGCCUGACUUCUGUACCGUCCUCCCAUUCUUCUGCCACUGCGGAUGAGGCUAGUGACCCAGAAGGGGACAUGCAGAUCAGUGACCCUACUGAACCUGCUUCCACUGAAAAUGAAUGCUUUGACAACACACAAGUUGUCCACAGCAAAGCAGCUUUGGUGGAUGAAUGUGAGGAGGCCUGUGUUGAGACAGAAGGAGGUGGUGGUAGUGACACUCCUCAGUCAGCCACUUCAGCUGCCUCCUAUGGUUUUGAGUGUACCACCUCUAAUUCUAAUGCCCAGUCUACGACAGAGAGCUGUAUCAAAAGCCCAGGCAUUUUUUCUCUCGAAAAUGAAGAGCAACUUCCAGAUGAAGCCAAAGACCCAUCACUUAUUAAGGAACUGAACCUUGCACCUGACUGUGCCCCUGCAAAUGCUGACGACCUUGACCAGCAAGUAGAGCUUCAGCUCAACUCUGAGCAGGAGUACAUGCUUUGUGGGAAGGUUGCUGAGGAGUUUCCAGAGCCUUGCUCACCAAGAGAUACUGUCCACCCUGCCACAGGUUUGGAGAGUUCUUCCACCUCAGAGCACCAACAAGACUUGGAUCUCGACACACCGCAUUCGUACUACUCCACAAUAUGCGAAAAGACUGAUAGCUUCUUAACAGGUAAUGUAUAGACUACACUUUGCCCAUGCACCUUUCAGUGUUUGCUGUCUGUCAGGGUCUUCCCUGGUUUGUCUUGAUGCCAAAAAUGAAGGAUUUAAAGAGCCUGGUCAUUCAAAAUGGCAGUGCCACUCCCUAACACUACUCUACUUAAUAGCACCCUAUCAAUAUAUGGCUUUAAAGUCCUGUAUGUGCAAUAACUACUACUAUUUGCAAUUAGAAAGAUUAUUUUGGUUCUGCCUUUUUUUUUUUUUCUUAAAAAAAAAAAAGAAUUCCUUUGUACUGGCAUGAAUUGUGGAGUUCACAGAACUUGUCAAAUUAUUCAAGGAAAAAGAACUGUGGGAAUGGCUCGGCAUUUUGUGUAUUUAUCAUGGCAUUUUAAUGCAAAUACUAAUUGUUUUGUAUUUUGUUUACUCUUCUCAAUAUGUUUGUAAGUCGUUGUUCUUGACUUUUACUCGUGUCCCCCCUCCACACACAUGCCUUGUUUCUCCUUUGCACUAUUGGGUUUGCUUAACCCUUACCCUUAAUGUUGUGAAAAUAUAUAUUUUUUUCUUUUUUUUUGAGUACCUACUGUCUUAGCUUUAAAUAAAGGUUAGAUAUUUAACACAA